AUGGGGUGCAAAGUUCUGCUCAACAUCGGGCAUCAGAUGCUGCGAAGGAAGAUCGUGGACUGCAGCCGGGAGGAGAGCCGGCUGUCUCGCUGCUUGAACACUUUUGACCUGGUGGCACUGGGGGUGGGCAGCACGCUGGGUGCUGGCGUGUAUGUCCUGGCUGGAGCUGUGGCCCGUGAGGACGCGGGCCCCGCCAUUGUCAUCUCCUUCCUGAUUGCAGCGCUGGCCUCGGUGCUGGCUGGCCUCUGCUACGGCGAGUUUGGCGCUCGGGUCCCCAAGACGGGCUCGGCCUACCUCUACAGCUACGUCACAGUCGGGGAGCUCUGGGCCUUCAUCACUGGUUGGAACUUAAUCCUCUCCUACAUCAUUGGUACUUCAAGUGUAGCAAGAGCCUGGAGUGCGACGUUUGACGAGCUGAUUGGCAAACCCAUUGGGGAGUUCUCGCGGACGCACAUGGCUCUGAAUGCCCCCGGAGUGCUGGCCGAAAACCCAGACAUAUUUGCUGUGAUCAUCAUUCUCAUCUUAACAGGACUUUUAACUCUCGGUGUGAAAGAGUCGGCCAUGGUCAACAAAAUAUUCACUUGUGUCAACGUUCUGGUCUUGGGCUUCAUAAUGGUGUCAGGAUUUGUGAAAGGAUCGAUUAAAAACUGGCAGCUCACAGAGGAGGAUUUCCAGAACACAUCCAGUCAUCGCUGCUUAAACAAUGACACAAAACAAGGGACACUUGGUGCUGGUGGAUUCAUGCCCUUUGGAUUCUCUGGUGUCCUGUCGGGGGCAGCGACCUGCUUCUAUGCCUUUGUGGGCUUUGACUGCAUCGCCACCACAGGCGAAGAAGUCAAGAACCCUCAGAAGGCGAUCCCCGUGGGGAUCGUCGCGUCCCUCCUGAUUUGCUUCAUCGCUUACUUCGGGGUGUCUGCCGCCCUCACGCUCAUGAUGCCAUACUUCUGCCUGGACAAGGACAGCCCCCUGCCUGACGCCUUCAAGCAUGUGGGCUGGGAAGGUGCCAAGUACGCGGUGGCCGUCGGCUCCCUCUGCGCUCUUUCUACCAGUCUUUUAGGUUCCAUGUUUCCCAUGCCUCGAGUCAUCUACGCCAUGGCUGAAGAUGGACUGCUAUUUAAAUUUUUGGCCAAAAUCAACGAUAGGACCAAAACACCAAUAAUCGCCACAUUGACCUCAGGUGCCAUUGCUGCUGUGAUGGCCUUUCUCUUUGACCUGAAGGACUUGGUGGACCUCAUGUCGAUUGGCACUCUCCUGGCUUACUCUUUGGUGGCUGCCUGUGUGUUGGUCUUACGGUAUCAGCCAGAGCAACCUAACAUGGUAUACCAGAUGGCCAGAACUACCGACGAGCUCGAUCAAGUGGACCAGAAUGAACUGGUGAGCACCAGUGAUUCCCAGACAGGCUUUUUACCAGAAGCAGAACGGUUUUCUUUGAAAACCGUACUCUCACCCAAAAAUAUGGAGCCUUCCAAAUUCUCCGGGCUAAUUGUGAACAUUUCAACUAGCGUCAUAGCAAUUCUUAUCAUCACCUUCUGCAUUGUGGCCGUGCUCGGAAAGGAGGCUCUGACAGAAGGGGAGUUGUGGGCAAUCUUUAUGCUUGCCGGAUCUGUCCUUCUCUGCUCCCUGGUCACAAUCAUCAUCUGGAGGCAGCCUGAGAGCAAGACCAAGCUUUCAUUUAAGGUCCCCUUCCUGCCGCUACUUCCCGUCCUGAGCAUCUUUGUGAACAUCUAUCUCAUGAUGCAGCUGGACCGAGGCACGUGGGUCCGCUUUGCAGUGUGGAUGCUGAUAGGCUUCAUCAUCUACUUUGGCUAUGGUUUGUGGCACAGCGAGGAGGCGUCCCUGGCCGCUGACCAAGCAAGGACUCCUGAUGGCAAUUUGGACCAUUGCAAGUGACACGCAGCCCAGCCCCCAGAGGUGGCAGCAGCCCUGAGGGAUGCCCGCAGAGGUCCUGGGAGCACCUCAUUCUCUCCACCAGUGCAUCAGGACCCACCCACAUCUACAAAGCCCCCACGCAGCAGAAGGUGCAGCUACUUGAAAUGCAGCCUCAGCCCACAGCCCGUGUGUCCUGCCUAGACUUGCUCUGCGGCAGGUGCACAGGGGCCCGUCACCUCGGACAGCUCCCUGGCGGGGGGCCACUUGGCUGCAGCUGGCCACUGUGGCUCCUAACAUCCCUCUGAACACAGAAAGCAGCCCCCGUCCCCGCCAGCUCCAUGCCCAUGCUGCUGUGUCCUCAGGCAGAAUGGAGGUCACUGUUUCUUAUCACCUUGGGGAAUCUGGGCCUCCCUCCCCAGGGACCAUGCUGGUAUUGAAAAUGUGUACACUCCA
Messenger RNA from Odobenus rosmarus divergens (Pacific walrus), 2322 nucleotides. It is a transcript of the gene SLC7A1, whose product is annotated as solute carrier family 7 (cationic amino acid transporter, y+ system), member 1. Gene Ontology annotation, biological process: amino acid transport; transmembrane transport. The record is from RefSeq and is a predicted model, not a curated record. Lineage: Eukaryota; Metazoa; Chordata; Mammalia; Carnivora; Odobenidae. Bases 1 to 1890 code for a protein of 629 amino acids. The transcript has 11 exons. Gene Ontology annotation, cellular component: plasma membrane. Gene Ontology annotation, molecular function: amino acid transmembrane transporter activity.